GCGGGAGUUUCAGAUUAGCCUGGGAGGGGGUGAGUACAUAACGAUAUACGUUAAAUUGCUAGUUGAAUAGCUAGCAGAUCUGGUUUUUUACCCCAAAAUACCGAGGUGUUCGACAAUCCGUUGUCAGCAUCGAAUUUCAUACAUUUAUUUAUACGGUGAGUAAAUACAAGUGUGUCGAAAUCUGCUCGCUAGUCCGGUCAAGUUGUUUAUACGCCAUCAGCAGCCUGCGAAUUACCAUGGCAAUGAGAAGCGAGACCAGAGUGGAGGCCGAAGUGGAAGAAGAGGAGUCCUUUGGACCUCAACUUGUGUGCAGACUAGAGCAAUGUGGGAUCAGCGCCAGUGAUGUAAAGAAGCUGGAGGAGGCAGGCUUCCACACCAUCGAGGCCGUUGCCUACGCGCCAAAGAAAGAGCUGCUGAACAUCAAGGGGAUCAGCGAGGCUAAAGCAGAGAAAAUCCUUGCAGAGGCUGCUAAGCUGGUCCCCAUGGGCUUCACCACAGCUACAGAGUUCCACCAGCGGCGGGCUGAGAUCAUUCAGGUCUCCACUGGUUCCAAAGAGCUGGACAAGCUGCUGCAGGGUGGGAUUGAAACUGGCUCUAUAACGGAGAUGUUUGGAGAGUUCCGGACAGGAAAAACACAGCUUUGCCACACCCUUGCUGUGACAUGCCAGUUACCCAUUGAUCAGGGUGGAGGAGAAGGGAAAGCCAUGUACAUUGACACAGAGGGAACCUUUAGACCAGAGAGACUGCUAGCUGUGGCAGAGAGGUAUGGCCUGGUGGGUAGCGAUGUCCUUGACAAUGUGGCCUACGCCCGAGCUUUCAACACCGACCAUCAGACUCAGCUGUUGUACCAAGCCUCCGCUAUGAUGGCCGAGUCCAGGUAUGCCUUGCUGAUCGUAGACAGCGCUACCGCCCUCUACAGGACGGACUACUCCGGCAGGGGCGAGCUGUCUGCCCGUCAGGGCCACCUGGGCAGGUUUCUGCGUAUGUUGCUGAGGCUGGCUGACGAGUUUGGUGUCGCCGUGGUGAUCACCAACCAGGUAGUGGCCCAAGUGGACGGUGCUGCCAUGUUUUCUGCAGAUCCAAAAAAGCCCAUUGGGGGUAACAUCAUGGCUCAUGCGUCCACUACAAGGCUGUACUUGAGAAAAGGCAGAGGAGAGACCAGGAUAUGUAAGAUCUACGACUCGCCAUGCCUCCCAGAGGCUGAGGCCAUGUUCGCCAUUAACGCUGAUGGGGUGGGAGAUGCCAAGGACUGAGGAAGCGAGGCAAAUGACAUGCUGGGGGGUCGAGGCUGCAGUCGGAGGGCCAGAGACAAGCAGGCCGCUGUUCCUCCUCCAAGGGACGAAGCUUGCUGUUCUCGUUGCAGAUAUGCUGGGGGGGUGGUGGUUUGUCUUUUGUUGUUUUCCUAAAUCUUAACGUCUUAAUUUGCUCACUCAGUAACAUUUUUUCCAUAUCUGUGCUAGGAUGAUGGUGCAGAAGAUAUGUUUUACAGACGCACACUGUGAGAGUUCUCUCUGUGCAACUGUACACAGCUAAUUAACUGUUAUAGUUAGGUUGGUCGGAGCAAAGAACCUGCCCACACCGGCCCUCCACGAACUGCCUUCCUCUCUUGCCCAACAGCAAUGCUUAGUCAUCCCCAAACCUUAGCAUAUUUUCCUUUUCCAGAAGACUGAAGUCAUGAAAUUUGAGGACAUAGAAAGCCUAUACAUGGUGGGAUUUUGGGAGAGUUGAGCCGCAGCUGUGGAAGGGAAUGUGACAAUGGCAAUGCCCUUCACGGAAAGGACUGCAUUUCAGUCACUGUGCUCCCAGAGUUCAAGACAAGGAAGGAAUAUCCCCAGUUCACUGCCUUGUUUAAAAAAAUGAAAAAGGAACAUCCUUUCUUAGGUUUAUCAAGAGAGCCACCAGAUAGUUUUGUUUUGUUGGGAUUUGGGAUGUCCCUGUCCAGUCUUUUACUUGUAUUUUUGUGUGGCCAAUGUUUUGUGCAGUUCACACUCUUUUGUUUGUCUUGCAUAUAAUUUUUGUAUAUAAGAUGCACUAUUAAAAUUAUUUUAUAUCAUGAGGAAAGGUGCUAUACAAUCUGUUGAAUAAAUAGGAGCAAAAUUCUAUUCAUGUUUCUAUCUUUCAGACAUGUGCCUGUUAAUUUGUAUA
Messenger RNA from Conger conger (European conger), 2145 nucleotides. RefSeq names its product RAD51 recombinase (gene rad51). Gene Ontology annotation, cellular component: condensed nuclear chromosome. The coding region runs from base 237 to 1253 and encodes 338 amino acids. Gene Ontology annotation, molecular function: double-stranded DNA binding; ATP binding; DNA strand exchange activity. Gene Ontology annotation, biological process: double-strand break repair via homologous recombination; reciprocal meiotic recombination; mitotic recombination-dependent replication fork processing. The transcript has 10 exons. Lineage: Eukaryota; Metazoa; Chordata; Actinopteri; Anguilliformes; Congridae. The record is from RefSeq and is a predicted model, not a curated record.